Molecule: messenger RNA, 1383 nt
Organism: Pseudozyma hubeiensis SY62
Lineage: Eukaryota; Fungi; Basidiomycota; Ustilaginomycetes; Ustilaginales; Ustilaginaceae
Exons: 1
Coding region: 1-1383 (460 amino acids)
Source: RefSeq, a predicted model, not a curated record
AUGAUGAUGUCGCCUCCUCUGCAGCUCGAACCGUUCGCAGGUAUCGGCACUUGCGCAUCCAGGUCAGUCGUCAGCGGCUUCUCUAAGAGCGCUCCAACAAAGCCUUCGUCACGAGUCUGCGCUGCUGAUCUCGCGGUCAAGCAGCUCCUCCAGCAAAAGUCUACUCCUCUUUCCGCAUCCUCGGUCGCGUCCGCUAGCCGUCCGCUGCAAUCCGUAGACGUAAACAUCCCCAGGUCAGGCAUUCAACCCACCACCAACACCUCAUCAACCACCGUCACCCCCACGUCGUCCCCAAAGGUCGGCAGCCGACGCAUUUCUACCAAAAAGGUCCGCUCAUCAUCGAGCAGCUCCUCAUCCGCACUUCAUUCAAUCGCAAGAACAAACAAGCUCGGAUCAACCAUCGACGCUACCGCAUCCGUGACCCUCAAAGGCGAACGCAUCAGCAUCAAGGUCCCGCAAAAGCUCCCCACCCCGCUUCUCAAGCCCAACUCUUCUCCGUACGAAGACCUCGUCGCCCAUCUCUCCCGGCACCACUUCUUCCAAGAAGCGCAACAGCUAGAACAGCAAAGGUUGACGCCCGACUUCUACCUCACACAGUACCUCGAGACCGCUCAUCUCGGCAAAAGCAGUCUCUAUCACCAGACCGAGACGUUUCUCAACGCCAACAAGCAAUUGUUGCUGUCAAAAGUGGUACCGGGACAAGCGCUACCUGAGACAAUCCCGGUGGACAUUACCGAGUGGGUGAAUAUGGCGCAGCGUACACCUACGCAUCUGCUCGCCGUGCAUUCGGAUCGGGAAGCUGCUACGUUGUACUGUGUGCAUGGGCUAGUGUUGGCGUUGCAAUGCGUAUCGAUUCCCGUUUUGCCCGGUGUGAAGGAGAGUCAGGAGGGAGGAAGGGUGGUCGAGCACAUGCCAACGGUAGCUUUGAAGGUCCCGUCCGUCCAGCACUUCAACACCAUCGUCCGAUGGCUCUACAGCCAAUCCACCACUUCUCUGCUGCACGAACUCCUUCCCCUCCAACACAUCGUCACCUACCUCACCUGUAAACAGCUCUCUUCCAAACCCCCCUCCUCCACCACCACCAUCCCCACCCUCUCUUCAGCCGACAUCCUCAGCGCCAUGUCCACCAUGUCCACACGUCACUUCCUCGAACGCCUGCAACACAUCCAGGCCGUGUGGAAGAACGGCGUUGCCCUCGGCAUCCUAUCCUGGAGCUUCUGGUCUACGCUCGAUCACGCGUGGAACCUCACCAUCCGCGCAAUGAUCGCUUGCCCCUCCACACGCCGCAGAACCGCAGUCUCUCUCAAGCACGUCACCGACGACGAGCGGGUGGCAAGGGAUAACGAGUUGACGGAAAAAUUCCAGUCGACAAAAAUCGAGUAA